AUGGAUAGAAAGCUUAAAUCUGAUGAACAAUGGUUCAUAUCACCCAAAAUUAUUUUGAAAGAUUUUUUAGAAGAGGCAUGGCAAGCAGAUCUCAACUUGCGAAAUUCCCUUGGAAGACAAGCUUUGAAUGUGCUGGUGAAAGAAGAAGAGUAUCAUCCAAUCCAAUUGCAACAUGACUUCGCCAAAUAUACUGGUUGCUCUGACAAAGCUGCGAAACUUAUUUUUGAGAGCAAUAUAUCGAUCGACAAUUUACUAGAUGGAGACACUACAACAAAGUCUUACGAUGAUGAUAUGCAAGAAGAUAUACAAGCUAAUCUAAGGCCGGACAAAAUCCGAGUUCACAGUUACGUAGCCAACCAUUGGAAGACAAUGCAAAACCCUCAGAAGAAGUCAAAUUAUCUGAGAACCAUGAAAUACGAUAAAUAUGAAGAUUAUGCAGCAGGGCUAAGAAGAGAAAUGCCUGUGUUUAAUCAUUUGUGCAGCAAGGAUAUAGUUAUUACUGUCAGUGCUCUCGUUCCUAAUAAUAAAAUUUUAUCCCACGCAGAGAGUCGGAGCAGCCGAAUCAUGCAACCCAGUUCUAAAUUUAUCCUACGAGGAGACAGUACUUUAGAAAGUUUGAAAAAACAGCUUAAAUGUGUUAGUGAUAUGAUUGUCCCAUUAGAAGAGGGGAAAGAGUUGGAGCCCUAUGAUAUGCAAUAUUCGACUAUGAUGCAGUACCCUUCCUCCUUCAUUUUUAUAGAUGACUGUUUUUAUGUUGAUUUAUCUAAUCCUGCAUGUGAGGAUAUCUCUGAACCAAUACGAGAAUUCAUGGCCAGGAAGAAAUGUUUUGACAAAGUUACUCAUAAACCUAUGGCUGGAGUUAAAAUAAUUGAUUUAAAACUAAGACUUGGUCAACCCUAUGUAUUCCAACAUUCGGGUACAUGUGAACACCUUCUGAUAUUCCACGAUCUCCGUUUGUUGCAUAAGUCUGAUGAGCAGGACAUUAAUAAGUAUCCUUUAUUAGCCUAUGAGAAAGGUGGUGAUGCGAGAUGUGCAGGAUGCAAGCAGAACUACGCCACGUAUCGCGUGGAAGAGUGUGAGCGUCUACCUGCCCCGUCUGUGCUAUUCUGCGAUGAAUGUUUCGCAGAGUUCAACUUCUCUCAUGGAGUCAAAAUUGGAUCAUUCCGAGCUUACCCUUACUAUCAGAUCAAUAGAAUUCUAUUUGUUUAA
Auanema sp. JU1783 is the source of this 1209-nucleotide messenger RNA. Lineage: Eukaryota; Metazoa; Nematoda; Chromadorea; Rhabditida; Rhabditidae. The record is from the annotation of a GenBank genome assembly.